Scutellospora calospora is the source of this 194-nucleotide messenger RNA. Lineage: Eukaryota; Fungi; Glomeromycota; Glomeromycetes; Diversisporales; Gigasporaceae. The record is from the annotation of a GenBank genome assembly.
UCAUGACUCACUUGAUUAUGAAUCUUGGGUUGAAUUUAGUCAUGUGGUAGAAGCAGAUGCCAUUGGAUGGCCAAUGAGACAACGUAUGGGACAGAAUCGAACGAACGCAAGUCAGAACCGGAAUAAGACGGAGCACUUUUUUGAUGAUCCCGGACAUGCAAUGGGAAUUGGAGUGAAGAUUGAUACUAUAAAGC